Molecule: messenger RNA, 1518 nt
Organism: Dioscorea cayenensis subsp. rotundata (Guinea yam)
Lineage: Eukaryota; Viridiplantae; Streptophyta; Magnoliopsida; Dioscoreales; Dioscoreaceae
Product: protein DMP2-like
Exons: 1
Coding region: 664-1347 (227 amino acids)
Biological process (GO): endomembrane system organization
Source: RefSeq, a predicted model, not a curated record
GUACGUCUCGGCAGCUGCAGCUGCUUGUCAGGCACUAUGGAUGCGAAGAUUGCUCGAGGAUCUGAAAGAAAAGCAGGACGAGGCUACUAUCAUCUACUGCGACAACAAAUCUGCAAUCGCCAUAGCCAAAAAUCCAGCACAGCACGGGAGAACCAAACAUAUCGACAUCAGAUUUCAUUUCAUUCGUGAGCUGAUCGCGGAGGAAAAAGUCAAGCUAAUUUACUGCAGCACUGAUCAUCAAGUAGCUGAUAUUCUUACAAAAGCAUUACCGGUUCACAAGCAUGAAUACUUUAGAGAGAUGCUGGGUGUGUGUGAAUUCUCUGAGUAAGGGGGUAUGUUGACUGCUACUCACAGAAAAGAAGCAUUAGCUUAGUGGCUGAUAAGAUUGAAUGUUGACUGAACUGUACGUGCAUGGGUAGCGUUAGCCAGCUAUGAUGGUAUUGGUUGGUGGCAAGCAUUAGCUUUUUUCUGUUUACUUUUAUCACGUGAUCCUUUGUUGUUUGAUUGUGCUGAGCCAGCACAUAAGCUUUUAUAUAUUGUAUGGUUGUAAGUGUUGUGUAAGUGAGAUAAUAUAUUUCUCCUUCAUAUCUAGAAUUCAGUCUCUUUAACCUUGCAUCCAUACUAAUCUCAACUCCACCUGUGAAAUCUGAUCCUCACGUUAACAUGGCAGACCCAUCUGUGAUCCAAAUUCCUCUUAGCACUACAAAGGCCACAACAACAGAGCUCAAAGAAUUCACCCAAUCACCAAAAACCAUAACAACAAUAAAGAGUCCAAACUCAAGUUCAUCCAGCGUAGUGAUUGAUAAAACCUUAUCAAGCGCUGCCAACCUAGCAAAACUACUCCCUUCUGGCACAGUCCUUGCACUCCAUACUCUAUCUCCAUCCUUUGCAAACAAAGGCAUCUGCUACCCCGCUAACAGAUACCUAACCUCAACUCUCAUCCUUCUCUGCACCAUCUCCUGCAUCUUCUUCUCCUUCACAGACAGCCUCAUCGGCAGCGACGGCAAGCUUUACUACGGCGUGGCCACCUUCAAAGGGUUUCAUGUUUUCAACUAUGUUGGAGAGGAAGAGGACUAUGACAAAGUGUUUAAAAGAUUGAAGAAACUGAGAAUAACUACUCUAGAUUAUGUGCAUGCCUUUUUCUCAUCUUUGGUGUUCUUCAGUAUCACUUUUAGUAAUGCAAGUAUACAGUCUUGUUUCUUCCCUAAUGCUGGAAAGAAUACUAAAGAGUUCCUGGUGAACUUGCCUCUAGGUGCUGGCUUUUUGUCUGCACUUAUCUUCAUGAUUUUUCCUACGUCAAGGAAGGGGGUUGGCUAUUCUGAUGCCACACCUACUCACCAAUAUUGAAGAAAGGUUUGUUUAAGUUACGUCUUAGAGACUUAAAUCAUUGUUGUGUUAGCUAGUUUUGUGACUUAAGUUAUGGAGGCUUUGUAUAAUAUUGUAGGAUAUAUAUAUAUAUAUAUAUAUAUGUUGAGAUAAAGGUGAAAUUUGUUUACAUUCUAAGGAUUUAUGUGGAGU